CAAUAACAAAAAUUCGAUCCAAAAAUCUAUUUGGACCAAUGUCGGAUGCAUAGGGCGUAAAUAGCCGUCGUUGUUUAUGACAUAUAAACAAACUUUUUUUUCUGACUGUUGUUGCCAUUGAUAUUUUUAAUGGAUUUAGUGAUGAUGAUGAUGAUGAUAAAUAAAUAAAUUUGCUAUUAUAACAUGUAGGCCUUGACGGUGGAGGACAUUAUGUGAAUACGAGUAAUUUGGCCGACCAAUAAUAAUAUACAAAGAAAAAAAAAUUCCUUGAUUGAUUGAUCUGUUCAGAAAAGUUUUUUCUUUUAUCAUUUUUUCCUUUCAAAUAAACAGAAAAAACAUUAUCAUUACUCGGAAUCAAAUGACAAUGUUAUGCUAUCAGUGUGUUUGUCCAUGAGAAUUUGUUUUUUUUCGUUUAAAAAUUAAAAAAAAAUUCAGCAACUUCAUUGGGUCUGAUUGUUGAUCGAUCGUAUUGAUUGAAACAACAACAAAAACAAUGUCAACAUCAAAGAAUUCGAUUCAUAAACAAUAUUCAUUGGCUGCCUGUGAAUUUGGCAAUGCUAACAUUACAACUGCUGCCGGUUCAGCUGUCGAUCACCCACCACCACCGUCUUCGAUGAAAAUUAAACAUCAUAUCCAUAACUUGUUCGAAAUGAUUGAUAAAGAAAUCGAUUCGUUAAUUAAUGAAAACAUUUUAUUGAAAGAACGUAUUGAAACGCUUGAAGAAUUGAUUGAAAACACUGGAACACAACAGACAACAUCAACAGCUACAGCUAUUGGUGGUGGUGGUUCGACAAUUUUAACAACUACAGCAUUACAUUCAUCAUCAUCAUUGGAUAAUGCUGGUAAUCUGAUAAAUCGAAACAUUUUGUCACAACAAAAACCAUACCAUCAUCAUCAAGUACAACAACAACAACAACACCAACAUCAUCAUCAUCAUCAACAACAACAACAACAGCCGACACCAUUUUCCGUUAGUUCGGUCAAACGUGACUCAAUGGUUGCAGCAUCACAAUUAUCGCAGAAAAUUAAAUCAACAUAUAAACUAAAAACUUCUAGUAAAAUAUUCAAAGGUCAAAGUAAUAGCAGUAGUAGCCAUCUGAUUGGUACAUAUGAAUGGCAUAAAGAUGGUAUUUGGUAUAUAACGUCAAGCCAAAAAAAUGGCCAUCAAUAUAUUGCUACGGCUUCAGCUGAUUCGACCAUUAAUGUUUGUGAUGUGACACGUAUUGAUUAUAAUCUAACACCAUGUGUCAUCUAUGCUGGCCAUCAAUCAUCGGUUAAUUGUGUAAAAUUUCAUUAUGCUAAUGAUCUCGUCUUAACGGCUUCUGGUGAUGGUACAGCUCAUAUAUGGCGAUUUAAUCCCGAUUUAUUUCGGUCCGAUUAUGAUGGCGAACAAAUGGGUGAAGAAGCUACGAUCAUUAAGACACCGUUACAUGAAUUAGAUGAUCAUCAUAAUGUAGUCGUAUCAUGUGAUUGGAUGUCUGGCCUUGAACAAUGUGUAACAGCAAGCUGGGAUCAAAUGGCCAAUAUCUAUGAUUAUCAAACCGGUGAAUUAAUUGUACAAUUAGCCGGACAUGAUCAAGCAUUGACCGAUGUUUGUGCUUGUGAAUCAACAAGAUUGAUUGUAACAUCAUCACAUGAUACUACAUUUCGCUUAUGGGAUUUUCGUGAUGCUAUACAUUCGGUUAGCGUGUUCCAAGGCCAUAGUCGAUCGGUUACAUCAACUUGUUUUUUGGGUGCAGAUAAAAUUCUUUCCGGUGGUGAUGAUCGUAAUGUUAAAGUUUGGGAUCUCAAAAAUAUGCGUUCACCUUUGAUCACUAUUUCUAUGGAAUCUGGUAUUAAUAAAUUAUCUGUAUCACAACAACAUAACUUAUUUACCAUACCGUUGGAUAAUCGCAAUGUUCGUAUCUAUGAUAUAAACGGUAAUCGUAUCUGUCGUUUAUCACGAGAUUCCCAUAAUCGUAUGGUAACAUGUGCUACUUGGCUCGAUCCGACCAGCACUAUUACUGGUACAUCAACAACUUCCAACAUUAUUCAACAAUCAUCACAAUCACAACCACAACCACCACCACCGCCACCAUCAUCAUCUACAUCGACGGCUACAUCAUCAACAUCGAUGAUUAUGUCACCACCACCACCGCCAUUAUCAAAAAUAUCGGAUACAAGUAACACUUCUGCUAUGGGCACUGGUAAUGGUGGUUCUGAUUUUUUCAAUAACAAUAACAAUACACUUACAUUGUUCACUUGUGCAUUUGAUCGAAGAGUAUGUGCUUGGAAUAUAGUCAUUGAAAAAUAGUCAUCCAAAUCAAUCAAUCAAUACACGCGCCUUGUUCUAAUUAUAUAUAUUGAUCUCGUUUAAAAAAUUCAAAAAAUCAAUCAUUUUUAUCCCAUGAACACACGCAUAGGUAUUAUAUUAUUUCCUGAGAAAAAUGAAAUGAAAUUUUUUAUUUACAAAAAAAAUAUUUUUUCUUUGUUUG
This is a messenger RNA of Dermatophagoides farinae (American house dust mite), 2474 nucleotides long. RefSeq names its product WD repeat domain 37 (gene Wdr37). Lineage: Eukaryota; Metazoa; Arthropoda; Arachnida; Sarcoptiformes; Pyroglyphidae. The record is from RefSeq and is a predicted model, not a curated record. Gene Ontology annotation, molecular function: protein binding.